Messenger RNA from Colletotrichum phormii, 1112 nucleotides. Its product is annotated as fumarylacetoacetate hydrolase. The transcript is spliced from 3 exons. The record is from RefSeq and is a predicted model, not a curated record. NCBI's taxonomy places the organism in Eukaryota, Fungi, Ascomycota, Sordariomycetes, Glomerellales, Glomerellaceae. Gene Ontology annotation, molecular function: acetylpyruvate hydrolase activity. Bases 1 to 966 code for a protein of 321 amino acids.
AUGAUUACACCUAAAUGGGAACGUCUCGUGAGAUUCAUCGCGGAAGAUGAUUGGAGGGAAUACAUCGGCGAACCAGUCGAUGAGACUGUCGACGUCGGAGCUGCUCUGGCCGCAUCUCUCCCUGUUCCGGCUCGAGUCUUCAACGGAACCUCAGCCCUGGACCCCUCAGCAGAGCCAACAUCAAGGAUCCUCAACAUCCAAAAGCUCCUCCCACCCCUUACACGCAAAGAAAUCGGGACAAUUCGUUGUAUCGGCCUCAACUAUCGCAAACAUGCCAAAGAGAUGAACCUCGACCUCCCAGAACACCCAACCCUCUUCUUCAAGCCCGCAAGCUGUCUUAACGCGUCAAACGCACCGCUACUCAUCCCCCAUCAAGCAACGGAUCUGCAAGCAGACUACGAGGCCGAGCUGGCCGUCAUUAUCGGCCGUGACGCGAGGAACGUCAGCGUGGAGGAUGCCAUGGACUACGUGCUUGGUUACAUGUGCUCCAACGACGUCACGGCGCGGAAGCACCAGUUCGCGGGAGCUCAAUGGGGUUUCGGAAAGGGAUUCGACGGCUUUGCCCCGAUGGGUCCGUGUAUCGUCAGCGCAAGCAGCCUCCCGGACCCUUCACUUAUUGAGUUGAAGACGGUUCUCAACGGGCAGGUGAUGCAAGAGGGAAGAGGGGACGAUAUGAUUUUCUCCAUCGCCGAGAUCGUGGCGUACUUGUCUCAAGGCACGACGCUGGAAGCCGGGACGGUGAUUAUGACGGGAACCCCACACGGAAUCGGUGUGAGCAGAACUCCGCCUGUUUUCUUGGCUCCCGGGGAUGACCUGCGCAUCGUUAUGAGCCACGGCCUGGGAAGCUUGGUGAAUAAGGUGGAAUAUGAGGAGAGGCCCCAACGGAACACGAAUGGGAGCAGUGGGGUCAAAGUGGUAAACGGAGUGAAUGGGGUGAAAGAAGUCAGGGUAAAUGGAGUCCACUAGGCGGGAGAAGCACACAUGGAAUACCUACUGUCAAGUGAUUAUCACACAUAUUUCUCUGAUGGAAGUGUCGACUCCUAGUUCUUCGUUACAUGGGGCUAGGCAUUUCAUCUCUCACCUAGGGAUAGUUAACUCGACUUUAGGAGUCC